UCUGACCGGUAGUAACUGAGCAGUGGCGUCUUAUGAGUGAGUUUCUUAUUGUCAGUUUAUGAAAUAGUUAGCAAAUAUUUCGUCAGAUAGACUUUAAAAAAACUCGAAUUAGUCUUCGUAUGGUCAAGGCUGUCGCUGCUGUUUUUGUCAGAAAAGUUUGGUCAGGAAUACAGUCCAGAAUGCUGUCAGCGCAGGCGGAUCGAGUCAUGGAAAAUGGAGAAUGGGAGGAACGCUGGCAGGAGGGUAGAAUUGGUUUCCAUCAGCCCCAAGUGCAUAAGAUGCUGGAGACCAAUAUUGAUAAAGUUCUUGCUGGACGAGCACACAUUUCCUUCUUCUUCCCUCUCUGUGGAAAGGCUGUAGAUAUGAAGUGGCUAGCUGACAUGGGUCAUUCAGUGGUCGGGGUGGAGCUAGCUGAAAAGGCCAUCCAACAGUUCUUUGAGGAGAACAACAUGACUUACAGUGAGGAGCCUGUUCCUUCCAUACCUGGAGCCAAAGUUUACAGGAACCCUGAAAGAAACAUCUCAUUAUACCAGUGUGACAUCUACAAGUUCUCCAGUUCCGUUCAGGGACAGUUUGGGGCAAUCUGGGACAGGGGCUCCCUUGUGGCCAUCAACCCAAGAGACAGAGAAAAAUACGCUGCUCUGAUCAUUUCUCUCAUGGCCAAAGACUGCAGAUACCUUUUGGACACUUUGCUGUAUAAUCCUGAAUUAUACAAAGGACCCCCAUUCUUUGUGCCAGAUGAACAAGUACACAGCCUGUUUGGGAGCAGCUGUGAUAUUGAGCGACUGCUGUCAGUGGAUGCCCUGACAGACCGACAGCGAAGCUGGGGGUUGGACUACUUUACUGAAAAUGUACACCUCAUCACUCCAAAGAGCAAUUAAAGUCUAGCUUGUAAGUUUGGAGAGCACAGGAAAGCAUACUUAAAGGCAUUUUAUUUCAAACAAGCAUUUUUUUUUUUUAAUGCUACACAUACUUUUGACAUGGUUGCAUUUGUUUAAAAUUGAAAAUAAAAUGAAAGAAGUUCUUUAA
Sphaeramia orbicularis (orbiculate cardinalfish) is the source of this 1029-nucleotide messenger RNA. Its product is annotated as probable thiopurine S-methyltransferase. Bases 120 to 881 code for a protein of 253 amino acids. The transcript is spliced from 9 exons. The record is from RefSeq and is a predicted model, not a curated record. NCBI's taxonomy places the organism in Eukaryota, Metazoa, Chordata, Actinopteri, Kurtiformes, Apogonidae. Gene Ontology annotation, molecular function: thiopurine S-methyltransferase activity.